AUGGUUUCAGCAGAGAGGUUUGUCUGCGCCUCUCCAUCAACCAUACCACUCCUCCUUGAUAGAGUGGGUGUAAUAGGAACAGAAGAGCGACUUUUGCUGGCAACCUGUUGGUCUUGGGGAUGAUUUCGAGGGGAAGCGACAUGGCGCGGAAGAAACCAGGAGGAUCGGAGAAGCGUGAGAAGAUCUGAUGGGCGGUCACAGGUGAGACCGACAUCGUUCCAAUCGUCUAGAUCUUGUUGAUCAUCAACUUCACACUCCUCAGCGAACUGUACAGCACUCAUUCUAUAUCCAUUAUUGAGAAGAUGCUCAUUGAUAAGAAACCGCAGAGCACGCAAUUCUGCGUUUGAAGCUGGAUCCACCGUCUCCCGAAAAGUCCCACACUCUGAAUUUGUCGGAGUUGGGGAGGCAAUCGGUUCCAAGCCUUUAGGGGCUCCAAUAAUUGCAGAUGUGAAGCGCUCCUUCAGAUUUUUAAUUUCUUCAUUUUUUUUCCUGAGCUCAAAUUCAUAAACUUUCAGUUGUUCUUCUAGAGAAUUCUGAUCUUCACUACCAGAACGCAGAUCGGCCGAAUCUAGGGUUGAGAGACUUACGCGUGAGUUUAUAGACAAGACAUCCAACUGA
Molecule: messenger RNA, 618 nt
Organism: Rodentolepis nana
Lineage: Eukaryota; Metazoa; Platyhelminthes; Cestoda; Cyclophyllidea; Hymenolepididae
Source: the annotation of a GenBank genome assembly